UGGCUUCAGUGGUCCUGGGCUCAGUGGCCUGUGGCUUCAGGGCUUAGUGGUCUGGGGCUCCGGUGGCCUGUGUGGCUCUGGGGCCUAGGUCUUCAGGCCUGGGCUCAGUGGUCUGUGGCUCUGGGGCUCAGGGGUCUGGGGCUCUGUGGCCUAGGGCUCAGGCCUGUGGCCUGUGGCCUGUGGGCUUCAGGGCUUGUGGCCUGUGGCUCAGUGUCAGUGGCUCUGGGGUCUGUGGCCUGUGGCCUAGUGGCUUGUGGGCCUGGGUGGCCUGGGCCUAGGCUCAGUGGCCUGUGGCCUCGGGCCUCAGGGCCUGUGGCUCAGGGCCUGUGGCCUCGGGCUCAGUGGCUCAGUGGCCUGAGGCCCUGGGCUCAGUGGCCUAGGGCCUGUGGCCUGUGGCCUCGUGGCCUGCGGCUCAGUGGCCUGUGGCCUCGGGCUCAGGGCCCGUGGCCUGUGGCUCAUGGGCUCAGUGGCCUAGGCCCAGGCCUCAGGGCCAGUGGCCCUGGGCCUGGUGGCCUCAGGGCUCAGGGCCUGGGCCUAGUGGCCUCGGGCCUGGGCCUCAGUGGCCUGUGGCCUCAGUGGCCCAGGCCUUGGCCUCGGGCUCUGGGGCUCAGUGGCCUGUGGCCCAGUGGCCUGGUGGCCCAGGGCUCCAGGGCCUGUGGCCUGUGGCCUCGUGGCUCUGGGCUCAGGCCUGUGGCCUCAGUGGCCCAGGGCCUGUGGCCUGGGCCUCAGGGCUCAGUGGCCUGUGGCCUGGGCCUCAGUGGCCUCAGGUCUAGGCCUGGCUCAGUGGUCAGUGGCCUGUGGCCUGGGCCUAGGCUCAGUGGCUCGGGUCUGGUGGCUCAGGGCCUAGGGCCCAGGCCUGGCCAGGGCUCUAGUGGCCUAGGGCCU
Dovyalis caffra is the source of this 885-nucleotide messenger RNA. NCBI's taxonomy places the organism in Eukaryota, Viridiplantae, Streptophyta, Magnoliopsida, Malpighiales, Salicaceae. The record is from the annotation of a GenBank genome assembly.